CUCUUUCUUUCCACCUCCACCUUUCCCAGCAUUAGAGCUUACUCCAGAGAGCGAGGUCUUCACAUAAUGUGUUGGAAGUAGGAUAAUUACUAGCUGUAAAAUGGCCUCUGUCAAGCCAAUGGCAGUUCUUUCUGGUUGAGUGACAAGGGCAGAAAACAAGCCACCUAGGUGAUACUAUGUGCAGCUAUGGGAGCGCCUCAAUCAGAGCAGCUGGAAGUAACUAAGAUGUAUUAACAUUAAGCAGAUGAAUUAAUGAGGUAGUUCCAUCACACUGAGUGUGGUUUUUUUUUUGGCAAAGUCUGCUAAGCCUGGGCUACAAAAUUCCAGACGGUAGCAAGGAAGAGGUACAACCCUCAGUAUUCUUUGCUGCCAUCUAGUGGUCGUCUGGGUUUUAGAGGCCUAGAUUUCUUAGCCCUGACACAACAUCCUUCGCGGAACCCGCCAUUCCAUAAAUGCCACUCCGAGACCAGGGACGUAGAGAUGACUCCACACGGUCUCUCUGCGCAUGCGGAUCUCUGCGCAGCCAAGUACGCCAGCCCGGUGGAAUUAAGAAGGCCCCAGGAACGGAGUGAGAGCAGUGGAGAUUGACGGCCAGAGCGGCAACGCCGGCCUUUUUGCCUUCUCGCCAAACGGCUGCUCUGUUUAAAGGCGUCAGUUCCGAUUCCUGGUGGGCAGGCUACAGGAGGGAAGGAUGGUAAAGGGGGACAACGAGGUCGCGCCCGAGCCCGAAUUCCCUGAACAGUUCCGUUCCUACUCGGAGAACGAAAAACACUGGCAAGCGCGGCGCGCUUUCAUCCUGCGCAAUAGCCCGCUGGAGGGCGGGGAGGCUCCCACUCCGCUGUGUAUGGACCAGCUGCUCUCCCUCUCCAUGGUUUGGGCCAAUCAUCUCUUCCUGGGAUGCAGCUAUAGCAAAGAUCUAUUGGAGAAGGUGAUAGAAAUGGCAAACGGAAUUGAGGUUGAAGAUGUGCCACAUUUCACAACUCGUGAUGAGUUAAUCAAAAGAAUCAACACUAAUACCUAGGAGAAGAAAUGCCAGAGUUUUUACAAUACAAUCUGUUUAUAUUGAAGCCUGAUCUGGAUACUUCAAGCAUCACUUCUGAGAUGCAUUUUAGAUUAGACUGUUUUUAUACUGGAUGCUUAGAGAUUAUGUACAGAUUUUGAUUAAUAAAGAGUGAAGAAAAGAAAACUAG
Messenger RNA from Ahaetulla prasina, 1190 nucleotides. It is a transcript of the gene XTBD1, whose product is annotated as CDKN2A interacting protein N-terminal like. The transcript has 3 exons. Lineage: Eukaryota; Metazoa; Chordata; Lepidosauria; Squamata; Colubridae. The record is from RefSeq and is a predicted model, not a curated record. The coding region runs from base 692 to 1021 and encodes 109 amino acids.